Annulohypoxylon truncatum is the source of this 3008-nucleotide messenger RNA. RefSeq lists its product as uncharacterized. Gene Ontology annotation, cellular component: nucleus; replication fork protection complex. The transcript has 2 exons. The coding region runs from base 151 to 2835 and encodes 894 amino acids. NCBI's taxonomy places the organism in Eukaryota, Fungi, Ascomycota, Sordariomycetes, Xylariales, Hypoxylaceae. Gene Ontology annotation, molecular function: single-stranded DNA binding; DNA replication origin binding. Gene Ontology annotation, biological process: DNA replication initiation; DNA replication. The record is from RefSeq and is a predicted model, not a curated record.
ACGAUCUCUACCACGUCUGUUCCCAGGUUCUACAUAUAUCCGCUGCAUGAUAUAAUAUCCAACAAGGCGCCGGACCCCUGCAGAUUUUGAGUGGAGGGGACGGAGGCACUGCCGAAUCAACACGACGGAUGGGAAACGGCAACAACAGUUAUGAUGCCUGCUAGGUCGGGCGCCGACCCGGAAGCCCAAUGGCCGCCGCGAUCGCCCCACGAUGUCCUCCUCAGCACGCCCAAGGGACGCGAACGAUUGCGACGCAUGGCCGAGCGGGCAUCACCCUCACCGUCCCCCAGUAAGCGAGGUCGAAUAACGCCAUCCUUCGCCUCUCGGUCUAUAAAUCCGCGGCGCAACAAUGCGGACGAUAUGGAUAUAGAUAUGGACGGAGAUGAAGAAGAUGACGAGGAAGACGAAGAGAUGCUACAAUUGAAACUGGAGGCUAUCCAGGCAAAACUAAAACUAAAGAAACUACAAAGCGCCAAGGCAAAGAAGGCGUCUGGAGGAGAUGCGAACUCGACACGGACCGAGUCGAACCCUAUACCAGAUAUAUCAGUACGCAGACGAGCCCAAUCGCAAAUAGAAUUGUCACGGCCGGCACCGGCGCCACGGUCACAGUCGCAGGCAGAAAUACAAGUCCCAGUAUCACCAGUAAGGAGAGCGCCGAUACCGCAACCCGACAACUCACCUAGCAGAGUACGUCUAGGUAUCGAUAAAGGAAUCAAAGCGAAGGAUGUAUCGUUGAAGAGGGCACCAAGUCUGAGAAAGACUACGGAGAACAGCAAUGGAUCACAGGGAGGCUAUCUUCGAAGAGCACACACGCCCUCUCUUGUCAAUGCCGAGCAACCUACAAAGCAGGAACGCCCAAUGACUUUCAGCGAGCGGUUAGCCGCAGCCAGGUCAGAGGAGCAAAGCCGACAGGAGAGGCGGGAGAGGAUAAAACAAGUAAGAACCAAUGCUUUCGAACUGGGACGACAGGAGAUGGAGCAGUUCAAAAGCAACGCCCAGGAGAUUCCCGAUCUACCAGUACAGCCGGAGCAAUUCAGCCACGAAGAGGUCAUGGCCGGUAGUCAACUCAGACGCAGUAAUACGAUGCCAAGUCUGAGACGACCUACGUUAGAUGAGAAUCGCUCAGGGAGCAGCCUGGGAGGAGGAAGCGAUUCGCAAGCAAGUCAGAGUAAGAAAGUAUCUCCCUCCGAGGUGCCGGAAGAGGAAGCAUCCGCGUUCGAACCCUACUCAGCCGUCCACCUCUCCAAACGGGUGAUACCGCACCCGGUCCUCACGCGCAAUCUAGCAGGAAAAAAGACAUACGUUAUCAAGGACCUCCUCAAGCACGUCAAAGCACCCGAAUUUCAGCUCCCGGAAAUCGAGCAAGACAUAGUCGUCUUCGGGAUCCUAGCCUCCAAAUCGGACCCACGCUCGCACAAGACAUCCAACAACAAUCUCAAGGAGAAGACGCAGACCGAUCCGGCCAAGGGGAAGUACAUGGUCCUGCAGCUCGUCGACCUGCAAUGGGAGCUCGAGCUCUUCCUCUUCAACUCGGGCUUCGACCGGUACUGGAAGCUGACGCCGGGCACGCUCCUCGCCGUGCUCAACCCGAACAUCAUGCCGCCGCCGCCGGGCCGCACCGACACGGGCCGCUUCAGCCUCGUCAUCAACAGCGGCCAGGACACCAUCCUCGAGAUCGGGACCGCGCGCGACCUCGGCUUCUGCAAGUCCAUCAAGAAGGACGGCGAGCCGUGCAACGGCUGGGUCAACCGCAAGCGCACCGAGUUCUGCGAGUUCCACAUGAACCUCGGGCUCGCCAAGCACCGGCAGGCGCGCCAGGACGUCAACGCCUUCAACACCGGGCUCGGCCCCCGCAGGCACGGAGAUGGUAACGGCGGCGGGAGGGGCCAUAAGAACUCGUACCGCCUGCACGACUGGGAGGGCCACGCCAACGACCCGAAGAAGAAGGGGGGGCGGGGCAACUUCGACCGCGCGACGGGGAGCCAGCUGUUCAUGAACAAGCAGAGCGCGGCCAGCAUGCUCGACAACGAGAUCAUAGGCGGCCGCGUCGCGGACACGAUGGAGCGCGGCGAGGCGCUCCGACGCCGGCUCGCGACCGAGGAGAAGGAGCGCGAGCUCAUGAAGACCUUAGGCAAGAUCGGGUCCGGCGCCGGCAAGGAGUACAUGCAGAAAGGGGGCACGGGCGCUACUGCCAGUAGGAACGGUGUCAUCAGCACCCAAGGUACCCUAGGCUCGUCGUUCCCCGGGUCGACGACGGAAGACCAGCCGAGACAGGACGCCGAUGCUAGGGCCCUCGGCUUAGUCCGUCCCAAGGGCAGCGAGCCGAAGAUGCAUCUCAGCCCCGUUAAGCGCAAGCGCAGCGACAACAGCUCGUUCGGGUCCGUAUCCGUGUCCGGGUCCGGCACAGGUUCCGGCACCGGCAGCAAACCGGCGCUCGGCUGGGGCGGCGGGUUAAGGGAUAAGCUGUCGCGCAUGAAAGAUGGCGAGAGGCUGCGGCCCGCGACCUCGGCUUCUUCUUUCUCCUUCUCGAACCCGAACUCUAGUAGCGUGGCAGGGGGCGACAGGGACGCGAGCGGCACCGAUGACGCGGGUGGUGGUGGCCGCGGCCGUAGCGGUUCCAUGCGCUCCCCCGCCCGCAAAAAGACGCGGUUCGUCACCGAGAAGGGCAUUCGCGAGGCCGGGCGCGAGAGCCUGGGCGGCGAGCUGGGUUCGGCUGAAGGCGAUGCCCUCGCCAAAAUGGAUGCCAAAUCCGCGGGUAGCCAGCCUAGCAGGCAGAGGAGGGUGGUCGUUCUAGACGACGAUGACGAUGAUGACGAGUUGGAGAUCCUUCGGUAGCGAGGGCGAGAGAGGGAGCUAAGAAGUGAAGAUGAGGUGUUUAUAUACCCCCUAACAUACAUACAUAACCCCCAACCGUUUUAACGUUAAUCCCAAAUUCCUUUUGUAUCCUGUGCAUACGGCAUGGUACGAGCAUCGGUAUCGAAGACAAGACCCAGACUAAGGCGAAAAAU